Molecule: messenger RNA, 315 nt
Organism: Gongylonema pulchrum
Lineage: Eukaryota; Metazoa; Nematoda; Chromadorea; Rhabditida; Gongylonematidae
Source: the annotation of a GenBank genome assembly
AUGAAGAAAUUACGCAUCAAGUCAAGCAAAUUCAGUGAUGAUGCGGUACAGGACUGGGACUACGCCUCGGGUGAUCCAGUUUUUAGCGUGCAUUCCAGGUCCGCAUUAAUACAGACACUUCGAUUCCAAUCUUUUAAUAAUUUCGGCGCAUUUCUGGAUAUUGUUCCGGCCUACGUGCAGUACCUCAUCGGACAAACACACUUCUUCAUCAAGAGCAGUACUGAACAUCUUUUUGUAUGCUUCUCCUAUUUAGCUCGUUACAUAAUAUUGAUGAAGAAUACUUUGGCAAGUCAGGAGUAUCUUUGUGACAAAUAA